This is a messenger RNA of Drosophila novamexicana, 1592 nucleotides long. RefSeq names its product saccharopine dehydrogenase-like oxidoreductase. Lineage: Eukaryota; Metazoa; Arthropoda; Insecta; Diptera; Drosophilidae. Gene Ontology annotation, cellular component: mitochondrion; plasma membrane; lipid droplet. Gene Ontology annotation, biological process: glycolipid biosynthetic process. Bases 201 to 1493 code for a protein of 430 amino acids. The transcript has 2 exons. The record is from RefSeq and is a predicted model, not a curated record.
ACACACCGGCAUUAAUAACUGAAUCCAGACGAACUACGAACGUUGUACACCUGUGGGCAAAGUGCGUUUUAACAAGUUAAUCAAUAGAGUAAGUUAGUUCUUACUCUCAGCAACAUCGAGCGCAUAAUUCUGAUAACGAAUUAUUCCUGUUAACGGGCACAUACCAGACUUGUGACGUCUACACUGACCUUGAACGCAGAAUGGAAACUGAACGCUUGGACGUGAUAAUAUUUGGAGCCACAGGCUUCACUGGCAAAUACACGGUCUACGAGGCGGUGUCCGUGCUCAAGGAUCUGCGAUGGGGCAUAGCCGGACGCAAUCGCGAGAAACUGCAGGCGGUGCUCAAGGAGAUGGGCGCUAAGGCCAAAAAGGACUUGUCGCAGACGCCCAUUAUUAUUGCCGAUGUCAACGAUGAGGACUCGUUGCUAAACAUGGCCAAAGCCUGUCGCAUCGUCGUCAAUACCACAGGCCCAUAUCGAUUCUACGGCGAAAAUGUGGUCCGUGCUUGCAUCAACGCCGGCACCCAUCACGUGGACGUCAGUGGUGAGCCCCAGUACAUGGAAACGAUGCAACUGAAAUACAAUGAGCUGGCCAAAGAGCGCGGCGUGUAUGUGAUCAGUGCUUGCGGCUUCGAUUCCAUACCUGCCGAUAUGGGCAUCGUUUUUGUGGAGAAGAAUUUCGAUGGUGUCGUCAAUUCUGUGGAGACCUUUUUGGUAAAUGGUGUAAAAGACGCGGAUGCUUCCUAUGGCAAAGCUGGUCUCAAUACAGGCACCUGGGAGAGCGCUGUUUAUGGGCUGGCGCACUCGGACGAGCUGCGUGGCAUUCGACAGAAAUUGUACCCGGAGCGUCUGCCAAAGUUCUUUCCCAUACUGAAGCAUCGCCCGUUGAUGUUCCGUUCCUCGGAGGUAAACAAAGUUUGCCUGCCUUUUCCGGGCUCCGAUCGUUCGGUGGUCAUGCGGUCCCAGCGCUUUCUGUACGAACACGACAAGAAACGACCGGUACAAAUGCAUGCCUACAUUGGUUUCCCCUCAUGGAUUUCAGCCAUUGUCGUUGCUCUCUUCGCGACCUUCUUUGGCCUAAUGGCCAAAUUUCAGUUCGGGCGCAGUUUGUUACUCAAGUAUCCUGGCUUCUUUUCUGCCGGCUUCGUAUCGCGCGAUGGACCCAGUGAAGCACGCAUGGAACGUACCUACUUUAAAAUGACCAUGAAGGCGACUGGUUGGCCCAGUUCGCAGCGUCUAGCCGAGGGCACGGAUCAGUACAAGGAUCCCCCAACCAAAACCCUCAUGGUUAGGGUUUCGGGUCCGAAUCCUGGCUACGGUUCCACAUGUGUUGCCCUACUUUCCACAGCGGUUACCAUUCUGCGAGAGAGCAACAAAAUGCCGGACACUGGGGGUGUACUCCCACCCGGCGCCGCAUUCUCCAAAACCAGCCUUAUUAGCGAGCUGGAAAAGCAUGAGCAUGGCAUGAAAUUUGAAAUUUUGGCCAACAAAUGAAUGUCGUCAGUUAAUAGAAUAGCUUCAGGUGUAGUUGUAACUUACAAUUGUUGUAUUCGCAAAUAAAAAUUACUAAUCGGUGGCUUGUUUAAAAAAAUA